AUGGCAUCUCUGGGAGCCAAAUUGAGAUUUGUGGUCACUGCGGGCGUUGGAUUCUUCGCGGAUGGCUAUCUCAACCUAACGAUUGGACUUGUGGUACCAAUUCUGGGUUACUUAUACUUCCAAGAUGGCAAGGUCCCGCCAGUUGACAGCGACAUCAUGAAAGGUAGCCUGAGUUUGGGCAUGGUUGUUGGCCAGCUUCUUUUCGGGGUUCUGAGUGACGUUUUGGGUCGCCACACUAUAUAUGGCAAAGAGCUCCUCCUAACUAUAUUUGGAACCCUGAUGGUAGUCUUGUUGCCUUGGAACUGGAUGUCGGCCCAGUCUGUGACCGCAUGGAUUGCAAUAUUUCGUGUUGUGACCGGGGUAGGAAUUGGGGCCGACUAUCCAUUAUCUUCAUCUUUAUCGGCAGAAAAGUCACCAUUUGGCUCCCGUGCUAUCCAAGUGUUGACUGUCUUUUCAAAUAUCGGCCUCGGUAAUAUUGCAGCCAGCAUCGUGUUUCUGAUCUUGCUCAAGACAUUCGAGGGGUCGAUAGCCAACAAUCCGAGCCAUCUCGAAUGGGUCUGGCGUUUGCUAUUGGGCAUUGGAAUUGUGCCGGCGGUAUUCACUCUUUAUGCCCGCUUGACGAUCACAGAGACAUUGCCCUACAAGCAAUACAUCUGUGAUGAUGCCGUUGGGCAGAAACGGACGUUCCAGCAGCAGUGGGAAGACUUUCGCGAGUAUUUCGGUCACUGGAAACAUGCCAAACUCCUGUUCGCGACGGCGGCCUCCUGGUUUUUGUUCGAUAUCGCAUACUAUGGUAUCAAUCUCAACCAAAGCAUUAUCCUAGCAAGAAUCGGUUAUGCUAAUGGAACAACACCAUGGAGGACCCUGUACAACACCGCUGUGGGUAACAUAAUCAUACAGGCCGCAGGCUAUCUCCUCGGAGUUUACGUCGGCAUCUUCCUUCCUGAUCGUAUUGGUCGUGUACGCCAACAAUUUUGGACCUGUAUCAUGGUGUGCAUCCUUUAUGCCAUAUGGGCUGGAGUCAGCACACAGAGCGCGCACACUCCAACAGCUGGUUUGAUGAUUAUCUUUGCACUCUCGCAAUUUUUGCUGACGGUUGGACCUAAUUGCACGACGUUCCUGAUUCCCGCAGAAGUGUUCCCAACGCGCGUUCGAGGCACAUCACACGGAAUAUCUGCUGCAGCUGGAAAAUGCGGUGCAAUUGUGACUUCAUUUGCUUUCGGUACUAUUGAAGAUGUAAUGGGCUUGGAGGGUAUUCUUGGUUUGUUCUCAGGGAUCAUGCUGCUCACUGCUCUUGUAACUUUGCUGAUACCCGAGGCCAAGAAUAAAACUCUUGAGGGUAUUGAAAAAGGUGAGCUCUAG
Messenger RNA from Penicillium concentricum, 1362 nucleotides. RefSeq lists its product as uncharacterized. Gene Ontology annotation, biological process: carboxylic acid transport; transmembrane transport. The transcript has 5 exons. The record is from RefSeq and is a predicted model, not a curated record. The coding region runs from base 1 to 1362 and encodes 453 amino acids. NCBI's taxonomy places the organism in Eukaryota, Fungi, Ascomycota, Eurotiomycetes, Eurotiales, Aspergillaceae. Gene Ontology annotation, molecular function: carboxylic acid transmembrane transporter activity. Gene Ontology annotation, cellular component: plasma membrane.